UGCUAAUUAAGAUUUAUGUUGCAUGUAUUAACUACUUAAUCUUACUUUUGUGUUUUGUGUUAAGCAAUCAUAUGUUUAACAACUAUAAUCAUACUGUCAAGUUUAACGUAUCUGGAAACCUGGCUUUGUUUCCAAAUGGAGUCCACCAAGGUGACCGUGUUAGUGAUGUGUCCAAUUUUGGGCCCCCAGUUUGACACGUUGGCGACAUGCGUCAGCGUUAUUAUCCUCCCUAUCCAUUUUGAGGAAUCUGUAAACAUCAUGGAAGGUAGCAGUGGCAGCUCCUACAACCCUCCAGCUUUAGCCAAACCAGUAUCGGAGUUGGAAACACUGCAGAAACAGCAUGAGGAGAAAACAUUAAAGAUCCAAGAGCUCAAGAGACAAAUUGAAACUGUGAAGCUUCAGCUGGAGAAGAAGAAGAAGAAGGAUAUCCCAGAUGCGAGAAAAGAAGCUUUCCAUAACCUGAGCGAGAAAUAUAACAGCCUGAGAGAGGAAUACAAUGCAUUGUUGGCUGAAAGAUCAAGGGAGUAGAAUUAAGCAAAUGGCUUCAGUUUCAUCUUGGAGGUCUGGAAUAUGCUACCGUACCGAGUUGACAUCUUAUGCAUUAGAAACUGUUAAUAUGCUUUCUCGUACGUGAACAUUUCAUGUUUUGUUUAGUCUAUUGUUCUGUUUAAUUUCAUUGCUCUAUAAGAUAUCUAAAUCAAUAAUGUUUCAGUCAUCUUUCAUUAUCAACAA
This is a messenger RNA of Theobroma cacao (cacao), 732 nucleotides long. Lineage: Eukaryota; Viridiplantae; Streptophyta; Magnoliopsida; Malvales; Malvaceae. The record is from RefSeq and is a predicted model, not a curated record.